Molecule: messenger RNA, 1643 nt
Organism: Anguilla rostrata (American eel)
Lineage: Eukaryota; Metazoa; Chordata; Actinopteri; Anguilliformes; Anguillidae
Product: claudin-like protein ZF-A89
Exons: 1
Coding region: 524-1156 (210 amino acids)
Biological process (GO): bicellular tight junction assembly; cell adhesion
Cellular component (GO): bicellular tight junction; plasma membrane
Molecular function (GO): structural molecule activity
Source: RefSeq, a predicted model, not a curated record
UUUUUUUUUUUUUUUGGCUUUUUUGUUUGUUUGUUUGUUUGUUUGUUUGUUUGAUCAUUUGACCAGCUGCGGUCAGUAAGCCUAUAUUCUGUUAAAUGAAAAGCUACCAGAUGACCGUGGCUAUUUAUAUUUGUAAUGUACUACCACCUUUGGUAUUGUAAAGCCUGAAAAUCUAGGCUACAUAUACAUGUAGGCUAUGGUGUGCGAAUACCUUCAGCAUAGCCUUUACGUGCUCGAAAAUAAUCAAUUCGCAGCUACGUUAAAUGCAAAAUACCUGGACCUAAACGAGUUGUUUGGAACGUAUUAGAGUCUUCCUCAACUCUGAUUUUGACAGAAGUAGGGUUUUCAGGGGGUCGUGAACCAACACGAUGAAGGGGGUGGCGAUUCUUGGACAAAUUACGCUAAAUCCCACCCUUUCAGGAAUGGGGGGGGGGGGCAGUGUAUAAAGUUUCCAUGCAAAAGAUUCUUCGUUCGAAGCAAUUCGGUUUAAGAGACGAACGUAAGCUCCGCGGACCGGACUGUGAUGGCAUCCACGGGGCUGCAGAUAUUGGGCAUUGCGCUGGCUGUGAUCGGAUGGCUUGGGGACAUUAUAAUAUGCAUACUGCCCAUGUGGAGGGUGACCGCAUUUAUCGGCAACAACAUCGUAACGGCUCAGAUUAUCUGGGAAGGUCUAUGGAUGACCUGUGUAGUACAGAGCACGGGCCAGAUGCAGUGCAAGGUGUACGACUCGAUGCUGGCUCUGCCUCAGGACCUGCAGGCAGCUCGCGCACUGGUCGUCAUUUCUGUACUUGUGGCUGUCUUCGGAAUUCUAUUGUCAGUCGUCGGGGGCAAGUGUACUAAUUGCAUUGAAGACGAAUCUGCCAAGGCUAAAGUUGCUAUUGCCUCUGGGGUCUUCUUCAUCAUGGGUGGAGUCCUCUGCCUGAUAACUGUCUGCUGGUCCGCAAACACCAUUAUUCGAGACUUCUACAACCCCUUGGUCACCGACGCACAGAGAAGAGAACUCGGUGCUGCGCUCUACAUUGGUUGGGGAGCCGCGGGAUUGCUUCUUCUAGGAGGAGGGAUUCUUUGCUGCCAGUGUCCGCCGAAAGAAGAUCGCCCAUACACAGCCAAAUAUUCUUCUGCUAAGUCUGCCGGUAGCGCAAAGGACUAUGUAUAAAUUGUUCUUGGACUCUUCAGGCCUUCAUCUUUCUUUUAGUAUUACUGAUUGCUCUGUUUCCUGCUGUUUCCACUCAAAUCUUGCUGUUUACUGUUACAGCGAAGUAUUAUUUUAUAACACUUUAUUUUUAAAUGAAUGUAUUAUUUGCCAGUUGACUUCUUUUUAUGUAAAUUAGCAUACUUUGUCAUUCUAAUCCCACAUUUAAGCCCAUAGAAACAAACCUUGCUGUUUAAAGUUUCAGGGAUUGCAAACAGACAUUCUUUUGUAUGUGUCGGUUAUCUAUUCUGUAGCCGUUUUACAGGUUAUUUCAUUCAGCACUUUUAGUCUUUUCCUGUAUUUUAAGUAGAACAUUAAGAUGCAAAAGAUAACAUACUUUAAACAAUCAGUAAAUGUAGUCACUAAGCUAAGCGCACUUGACGUUUUAACAUAAAAUGUUUUAACAUACCUUUGUAAACAUUACAAAAAUAAAGCUAUUUGUAUAAACUGA